Molecule: messenger RNA, 2440 nt
Organism: Lactuca sativa (garden lettuce)
Lineage: Eukaryota; Viridiplantae; Streptophyta; Magnoliopsida; Asterales; Asteraceae
Product: protein ACTIVITY OF BC1 COMPLEX KINASE 7, chloroplastic
Biological process (GO): regulation of response to reactive oxygen species
Source: RefSeq, a predicted model, not a curated record
AACACAAAAUAGAAAGGAGAAAGACACGUAAAACUAACUGUACGACAUUCAAGACGCAGGGGAACCAUAACAAUCAGCACGAAUUCAUGAAUGCUGAAUUACUGAUAACUGAUCAUGGGGUUGUUCAAUCAACAAAUUCCCUCCACCACCGUGUCAACAACCACAUUUCCCUGUUAGUUUCCUGAUCUUGUUUUACCAUUUUCCUAUUCCAAGUUUGAUUGAUUGCCACUGAAUGAAUCUUCCCUAUUGCGGAUUUUUAUCAUGAACUGAAUGAAUAAGAGCUCAGCAACUUGUGUUCGUGUGUGUUUCAUCUUAAAUGGCGGCAAUUCUGGACAAUCUCAGCUUCUCAAUCUCUUUUUCUCUUCAAAAACUUGAUACUCAUGAACUUAAUUCCCCUAAAAUCGAGAGGUUUCACAGGUUUCGUAUUGAGAUGCAGAAGAGAGAAUCAAAAUCCCCCAUAAAAAGUGGCAUCAAUGGUAAACCUAACGGAAAGCCCCUAAACAUGGAUCGUAUCCCAAUAGCCAUGGUUCCUAUAACCGAAGCAAUGAAAACGAUGACUCAAUCUGAAAAACGACCAGGAAUUCUUACCAGAUUAACACAGAUUGUUAAUAGAGAGACCACUUCAGCCAUUGAAGUUAAAAAACCUUCAAUCGAAGGAUCAAACAUCUUGCCAUCAGAUGAAACCUUUAGCUGGGCAAAUGAGAAUUACAAUCCAGUUCAAAGAACAUUAGAUCUAUGUUCAUUCGUUAUUUCCCUCCAUCUUCGUCUUCUACUCAACAACUCAAAAUGGUCAUACCCUAGAGGCUUCACAGAAAUCAAACAGAAAACCAGAAGAAAAAAAACGGCAUCAUGGUUAAGAGAACGUGUAUUGCAACUUGGUCCAACUUUUAUAAAGAUUGGACAAUUAUCAUCAACAAGAUCCGAUCUAUUUCCACAUGAAAUCAUACACGAACUUGCUAAGUUACAGGACAGAGUUCCUGCCUUUUCAUCAACAAAAGCAAAGUGUUUGAUUGAGAGAGAAUUAGGAGCUCCAGUUGAUGAACUGUUCAAGGAGUUUGAAGAUCAACCAAUUGCAGCUGCUAGCCUAGGUCAGGUACAUAGGGCUAUACUGCAUAAUGGAGAGAGGGUAGUUGUGAAAGUUCAAAGACCUGGUCUCAAGAAGCUUUUUGAGAUUGAUUUAAGAGUUUUGAAGCUAAUUGCGGAGUUUUUUCAUAGAAAUGAAAUUCUUUGUGGUCUGACAAAGGACUGGAUGGGGAUCUAUGAAGAAUGUGAAAAGAUUCUAUACCAGGAGAUUGAUUAUGUAAAUGAAGCCAAAAAUGCUGAAAGAUUCCGUCGGGAUUUUCGUAAUAUUAAGUGGGUCCGUGUGCCUCAAGUUUUCUGGGAUUAUACUGCAAUGAAGGUGCUUACAUUGGAGUAUGUUCCAGGAAUUAAGAUUAAUAAUUUAGAUGCGAUAGAUAAAAAGGGUUACAAUCGAUCUAGAAUUUCUUCACGUGCAAUUGAAGCAUACUUAAUUCAGAUAUUAAAAACUGGUUUCUUUCAUGCUGAUCCUCAUCCUGGAAAUCUUGCAAUUGAUGUUGACGAAUCAUUAAUCUAUUACGAUUUUGGGAUGAUGGGCGAGAUUAAAUCCUUAACAAGAGAUAAAAUAUUUGAUCUUUUUUAUGCUGCUUAUGAAAAAGAUGAAAAAAAGAUUACGAACAGUUUAAUAAGUCUUGGAGCGAUUCAACCUACUGGAGACAUGUUAGCAGUGAGGAGAUCUGUGAAGUAUUUUAUGGAAAAUUCGAUAAAUCAAAUGCCAAAUAAGCACACGAAUUUGGCUGCAAUAAGUGACGUAAGCACUUUAAAAAAAAUUUGGCAAUAUAUGAUAUGAUCGAUGAAAAUGUUGUUAUUACUUUUGUAGGAUUUAUUUGCUAUAGCAACAGAUCAACCUUUUAGAUUUCCAGCCACCUUCAUCUUUGUAAUGAGGGCAUUUUCAACCCUUGAAGGGAUUGGUUAUACACUUGAUCCAAAAUUUUCUUUCAUCAAGAUUGCUGCACCUUAUGCACAGGAAUUGUUGUACCUCAAACAAACACAACACACUGGAACACAACUUCUCCAAGAAAUACAAAAACAAGCAGAUAAUGCAAGAUCAUACACCAUGUCAAUGCCUUACAGAGUCCAACACAUUGAAGACUUCAUCAAACAAAUUGAAACAGGAGACAUUAAACUUCAUGUCAGAGUCCUAGAGUCUGAAAGAGCAGCUCAAAAGACAAGAAUAUUGCAAAUUGCAACCAUGUAUACAGCUAUCUGGUGUAUGCUUAUUAAUCUUGGUGUCAUAUUAACCAUUCAUGGCAACUUAUUUUUAGCAAAUGGAUUAUUUAUUAGUUCAGGUUUUCUUCUAGUGUUAUUUCUUAUGUCUAUGCAAAGGGUAAAAAUGCUUGAUGAUUUCAAAAAGAUGGUUUGA